Diprion similis is the source of this 515-nucleotide messenger RNA. Its product is annotated as cuticle protein 19-like. NCBI's taxonomy places the organism in Eukaryota, Metazoa, Arthropoda, Insecta, Hymenoptera, Diprionidae. The transcript is spliced from 2 exons. The record is from RefSeq and is a predicted model, not a curated record. Gene Ontology annotation, cellular component: extracellular matrix. The coding region runs from base 38 to 433 and encodes 131 amino acids.
CGAUUUCAGUCACUCCGGUAAGCAACCUCGAGCCGCAAUGUCCCUCAAGCUGAUCUUCUCCGUCGCUUUGCUGGCCGUCCUGGCCCAAGCUACCUUAGGCCACAAGGCCUACUCCUUCCAGCAUCACCAUGGACCCGUUGUGGGACACCAUCAGCCUGUUCAGUGGGUGGACAAGCACGGCCAUCACCACCAGGACUACGUCGCUCAUCCUAAAUACUCGUUCGCGUACGGAGUCCAGGACCAUCACACGGGCGAUUUUCACGGACAAAAGGAACACCGCGACGGAAAGAAUGUCGCCGGUGAAUAUUCGCUCAAGGAGCCGGGUGGCAAUGUACGCACGGUGAAGUACCACGCCGAUAAGGAUGGCUUCCACGCCGUGGUCCACAACAGCGGAGGAAAUGACCAUUCUGGCGCCUACGCUCACGGUCAUUAGAGUCCGGCGAUGUCGUUAGCCGUUUACGAAGUUGUUCACUAUUGCUGUAAUACACGAUGUUAAUUAAUAAACUAAAUGUUUC